AUGUGCAAAUCUCCCACCCACACGUUCCUCGCGGACCUCCCAAAAUGUGAACAUCACCUCCAUCUAGAAGGCUGCCUCAGUCCAAGCCUUCUCUUCACUCUGGCCUCUAAAAACAACAUCGCCUUACCAUCACCGUCUGAGGAUGUCGCUUACACAUCACCCGCAACACUCACGGAACGCUACUCACAUUUCACCAACCUGGAUGACUUCUUGGCGUAUUAUUACCGCGGCAUCGCAGUCGUAGUGCACGAAGAAGACUUUGAAAUGCUUGGUUGGGAGUACUUUACGACAGCAGCCAAGGACGGAGUUCGCCAUGCAGAGGUCUUCUUCGAUCCACAAAGUCAUACAGAAAGAGGUAUUGACUUUGAUGUUGUGGUACGUGGCUUCAACGCCGCGAGAGUACGUGCAGAGAAAGAGCUGGGGAUAACGAGUUGUCUGAUUAUGUGUUUUUUAAGGCAUUUGCCUGCUAGCUCAGCGGCGGACGCCAUGGCGUUGGCUGUCAAGGGCGGGCACUUUGAUGUUAAGAGCGACGGUCAGGAGCGCGCUAUUGCUGGACUUGGGCUCGACUCAUCGGAGGUGGGAUUUCGCCCAGAGCUCUUUGUGGAUAUGUAUCGUGAGGGCGAAAAGAAAGGUCUACGGAGGACAGCCCAUGCGGGUGAAGAGGGUGACCCAACAUAUAUCAGCGGAGCACUCGAUGCGUUAUAUGCCGAGCGCAUCGAUCACGGCAUUCGACUCACAGAAGAUGCUGAACUUCUCCGUCGGGUGGUAGAAGAGGAGGUACUAUUGACUGUUUGUCCACUGAGCAACGUCUGCCUUCAAGCUGUGAAGAGCGUUAGUCAGGUGCCAAUCAAGACAUUCCUCGAGGCAGGUGUAAAGUUCAGUAUCAACAGCGACGACCCAGCGUACUUUGGUGGUUACGUCCUGAACAAUUACUGCGCAGUGCAAGAGGCUUUUAACUUGAGCAUGGAAGAAUGGAGGACAAUCGUUAGCAAUUCGAUUCACGGCAGUUGGACAGGUGAAGAACGGAAGUCUGAGUUGCUGGGCCUGCUUGAUGCUUGCAUGAGCAAACAUGUUUAG
Molecule: messenger RNA, 1077 nt
Organism: Alternaria atra
Lineage: Eukaryota; Fungi; Ascomycota; Dothideomycetes; Pleosporales; Pleosporaceae
Exons: 1
Coding region: 1-1077 (358 amino acids)
Biological process (GO): hypoxanthine salvage; adenine catabolic process; purine ribonucleoside monophosphate biosynthetic process
Cellular component (GO): nucleus; cytosol
Molecular function (GO): adenine deaminase activity
Source: RefSeq, a predicted model, not a curated record